AGAGACUAAACAGUUUACCCAAAGUCCCUGCUGGACGUGGCAGAGCCAGGAUUUGAACCAGGAUCUCGUAGCUUCUGCUCCAGAGUUUUGAUCCCUCCCCAGUGUGUUCUCCGUGCAGGGGAUCUAUAGAGUCUGUGGCCGAUAAUAUCCCAGCUCACGUUUACGAACUGCUUUAAGUGUUUCCCAGGUUAGCUCAUUUCAGUCUCAUGAUGCUCUUGAGGGUUAUUACACUUUGUGCCCCUUUUUAUAUCUCAGGAAACUAAGAUCAGGGCGGGAUUUGAUCAGGAUCAGAGAGCACGACAGCCAGAAUGUGGACCCAGCUCUUCCCGGAUCUUCCCGGCUUUCUUGUUCAGUUACUGAGCCAUCCAGCUAGUCUUAAAGCUGAUCAGGUCCCUCUCCUAUUCAAGAAGCUUCAGUAGCUCCCUCUUGCCUCAUCCUUCUGACUACCUCACAGGCACAGGGUGUAGUCUCUUCUUCUCUCUCCUUUCAGCCCUAAUUGGCCUUUUUGCCAACUGGAGAGGAUUCUGCCCCUCCCACCUCCCUCCUAGAACCCUUUGCUUGCAGCUCAGGUCCAGGGCCACCUCCUCCAGGAAGCCUCCCCUGCUCCUGCUGGGUGCCAGAGCCCUCCCUGGUGAAAUGACUGGUCUGCAUUUACUCAGGUGGAACAAAAGGCAGGGGCACACCCGGCACGAGGAGGAGCUCCCAAGAACAGCACCGCGUGAAGUCACCCAGAAAGCCUCUGAUCAGGAGGGAUGGGGUGAUCCGUGGCGGGGGAGAGCUGCGGGCCGCUAGAAAAAGGCGGGGAAGACGAGGACAAAGCUCUUAGCCUUUGGGACCUCAGUUUCCCCUUCUGUGAAGCUAAGGGGUUUCACCAAAUGGUCCCUGGGUCCCUUCCAAAGCUUUAAAGACAAGGGAACAGGCCCCGAAAGCGAGUCGCUGGUAGUGAUUGGCAGGGCUGCCAGCCAGACAGCGUCAGGGCUGCUGCUCCCGGGGCCUGGAGGGUCAUCAAGAGCUGAGUCUGGGUUGGGGGGAUGCUGCCCCAGGGGAAGGAGGACCCACAGACCUCCUGCAGCGGACUUGGCCAUCUCCGGCCUCUCUGGGGCCUUCCUUGCUUUGGGUUGUGGCUGUGCAAAGGUUAGACGGCAGCCUCUGACCUCGCCCCUCCCACAGCCUCCCUCCCUGCACAAGAUCUGGCGUCGAGCCCAAGGAAAGGAGGGUGGAGUCACUGCAUGUGGGAGGAGGAGGAACCAGCCCACCGGGUACUCCGGGGGGCGACUGCCAGGGAUGGGGCGCCCUGCCCCCCUGCUGCCUUCAGCGAGCUGCCAUUGCCACCUAGUGGCUCUCUGGCCAGUCCCCUCGAGGUUUAAACAUUAGUGAGAAGCUAUCAGCUCAGGCCUGGGAGAGGAGCCGAGUUAUACUUGGGCCAACUUCUCCCCUUGCCAGAGCCCCCUGUUCCUGGCCCUGUGAGCCUCGGACGAUGCCUGUGGAAGAGUUUGUGGCUGGCUGGAUCUCUGGAAUUGCGGGCUUGAUGCUGGGAUACCCCAUAGACACAGUGAAGGUUCGGCUGCAGACCCAGAACACGUAUCGGGGCGUCGUGGACUGUGUGAUCAAGACGUACCGCCGGGAGUCAGUUCUGGGCUUCUUUAAGGGGAUGAGCUUCCCCAUCGGCAGCGUGGCCGUGGUCAAUUCUGUGCUCUUUGGAACCUACAGCAACUCCCUGCUCCUGCUCAGCUCCGCCUCCCCCCAGGACCGGAAGGCCCAGCCCCCCAACUAUGGCCACGUCUUUGUGGCUGGCAGCAUCGCGGGGUUCGUGCAGGCCUACUGUUUGGCUCCUUUUGACCUCAUCAAAGUUCGACUGCAGAACCAGACAGAGCCCCGAGCUCGGCCAGGAGCGGCCCCUCCUCAGUACAGGGGUCCCCUGCACUGUGCCAGGACCAUCAUCCGGGAGGAGGGCCCGCGGGGCUUAUUUCGGGGAGCCUGGGCCCUGGUGCUAAGGGAUACUCCUACUCUGGGCCUCUAUUUCCUCACUUACGAAGGGCUCAGUCGGUGGCUUACUUCGGACAGUAAGGAACCUGGCUCGGCUACAAUGCUGGUGGCUGGGGGCUUUGCGGGAAUAAUGUCCUGGACCACAGCCACUCCUAUGGACGUGGUCAAGUCACGGAUGCAAAUGGACGGGCUUAAGCGGCGAAAAUACCGGGGGCUGCUGGAUUGCGUGAUAAGCAGCGCCCGGCAAGAAGGGCCCAGUGUCUUCUUCCGGGGACUGACCCUUAAUAGUGCCCGGGCCUUUCCGGUCAACGCUGUGACCUUCUUCAGCUAUGAGCAUCUCCUCCGGUUCCUGAACUGAAGCUUCUGUUUCCCCAGACAUUUCUGAGUUUGGUUCCCCAAAUCUAGUGCCAGUGGUGGAAGGCCAGCCAGUUUGCUCGUUACCUAAAUUGGCCAAAAAUCCUUGUUCCUUGGGUGGCAGGAGUUGGGUUCCAGUUGACUUGGAUAAAAGUGACCCAUCAAGACUGGGAUGGAGGGGAGCACAGACAAACAUAAAAGACAACAAACUAGA
Messenger RNA from Antechinus flavipes (yellow-footed antechinus), 2554 nucleotides. It is a transcript of the gene SLC25A45, whose product is annotated as solute carrier family 25 member 45. The record is from RefSeq and is a predicted model, not a curated record. The transcript is spliced from 7 exons. NCBI's taxonomy places the organism in Eukaryota, Metazoa, Chordata, Mammalia, Dasyuromorphia, Dasyuridae. Gene Ontology annotation, cellular component: mitochondrion. Gene Ontology annotation, biological process: transmembrane transport. Gene Ontology annotation, molecular function: transmembrane transporter activity. Bases 1478 to 2344 code for a protein of 288 amino acids.